Cyprinus carpio (common carp) is the source of this 6057-nucleotide messenger RNA. RefSeq lists its product as uncharacterized. The record is from RefSeq and is a predicted model, not a curated record. Lineage: Eukaryota; Metazoa; Chordata; Actinopteri; Cypriniformes; Cyprinidae. Gene Ontology annotation, molecular function: protein binding; calcium ion binding.
AAGUUUGUACAUUUAUGCAGGUGUUCAGUGUUUGCUACAGCUCAAACGCUGUUGUUUUGUUGCUAAAUUCAUUGCAAAAACAGUUAUAACCCAAAUCAAUUUACCUCUAAAGAGUCUGUAAUAUUUAAGGAUUUUGGCAUUAUGUUUAGCAUGCUCAAUGAACACGUUUGCAGUGCAAUUCAAUGCAACUGAAGAAAAUGCUUUUAAAAACUUUUUGCCCAGGACUAGAAUUAAUUGAAACACUUUUAGAGAGAUGGGGGGAGAAAAGCCAAGAAACAAUGCUCAUCAUUAACCCAUGGUAACCUUCUUUAAAAUAUCCCUCGUAGGUCCACGCCUGCCCCAUCCGCGCAACACGUUACUGUAAACGCUAUUAGUAAACGCUCAGCUGAACUACGAUUCCAUACAUGCGGUUCCUUCUCAGCUGUAUGCUGGCUUCCAGAUGAAUCAGCCUGAACACUCACAGAUUAAUCUUUAUGGACAAGUGUUGUGAGGCUCUAUGACAUGGAUACACGUGCUGUGAUGUUAUUAUUCCUGCUUACAGAGAUCCGUUCAUCGUGCUGUCAUCGAGCUCUGCAGCCUUUUAUGCCAAAUGUCUGCUCAGAACAAGAGAGAAUCAUCACAGCUGAGAAACAGCCAUGUGUACAGGGUUUUACACGUAUGGUGAAGGUUUGGAGGCAAGGAUGCACAGGUCAUGCUUGGUGUAUGGACUAUGAAAGAAGGACUGCCUACUACAUAGGCUACAGACAAGUCUACAAACAAGACUUUAAGACUACAUACAGAUGCUGUCCUGGAUGGUCCCAGCUCAAUGCAGAGGCAGGGUGCCUUUAUCAUACUGAUGAGUGCCAGGUUCACAACGGAGGCUGCCAGCAUAGGUGUGUGAACACCAGAGGCUCGUACUACUGCGAGUGCAACCCGGGGUUUCGUCUGCACAUUGAUGGCCGCACCUGCAUAGCUGUCCUAUCCUGUGCAGUGAAUAAUGGAGGCUGUGAGCAUGAAUGUGGCCAACUUUCUCCAGUUCACUUCCAGUGCCGCUGCAGACAUGGGUACCAGCUCACAGCUGAUGGCAAGCACUGUAGACUGAGGAACCCGUGUGCGGAGAGGAACGGCGGCUGCGUGCACUUAUGUCGCAGUGAUGGCAGUCAUGCUGUAUGCAGCUGUCACCAAGGCUUCACGCUGGCCCAGGACCAGAAGAGCUGUGAAGAUGUUGAUGAGUGUGAAACGGGAUUGGCAGCGUGUGCUCACAGUUGCCGGAACACUCCGGGCUCUUUCUCAUGCAUCUGCAAUCCGGGAUACGAGCUGGGCUCUGAUGGCAGGAAAUGCUACCGUAUUGAAAUGGAGAUUGUUAAUAGCUGUGACUCAGAUAAUGGUGGCUGUUCACACCACUGUCAGCAUGGCACACUUGGACCCGUCUGCAGCUGUAACCAGGGUUAUCAGCUCACGGAGGACCUCAAAACCUGUUUGGAUCUGGAAGAAUGUGAGGAGGGAACUUCAUGCUGUGAGCAGGACUGCACAAACUACCCCGGAGGUUAUGAGUGCUACUGCAGGGCAGGAUACAGACUCAACGCUGAUGGAUGUGGAUGUGAUGAUGUGGAUGAGUGUCUGUCUGAUAAUGGGGGCUGUGAGCACACUUGUCAGAACACCGCUGGCACCUAUCACUGCUUCUGUGAGUUUGGAAACCGGCUCGCUGAGGAUAGACACUCCUGUAUUCCCCUGGAGAGAGCGGUUGAAGAAUUGUCCAGUCCAGUGGUGGUUGAGAGACCUCUCCUUCAUCUCACUCUCCUCCAGGACUACCCACAACCCCUGGAGCGCUAUCAUGACUAUGAGGACGAAGGCUUCGGAGAGCUGCGAGCAGAUAGCACCCUCUCUGAGAAAUUUGUGUGUUUGAAUGGGACAUUUGGCCACGACUGCAGCCUGACGUGUGAUGACUGCUCUAAUGGAGGACUGUGUAACAUUGACAGAGAUGGUUGUGACUGCCCAGAUGGCUGGACAGCAAUCAUUUGUAACCAAACCUGUCCAGAGGGAACAUUUGUGAGGAGCUGUUAAUUUUUUUGUGAGUGUGUUAAUUAAGUUGUAAGUUGUGAAACGAUUAGCGGGAAGUGCCGCUGCCCACCUGGAGUCAGUGGAGACCUGUGCCAGGAUGGCUGUCCGAAGGGACUAUAUGGAAAGCACUGCAACAAGAAAUGUAACUGUGCUAAUAACGGCCGCUGCCAUCGCACGUAUGGAGCCUGCCUGUGUGAUCCAGGGCUCUAUGGCAGGUUUUGUCACCUACCUUGCCCCAAGUGGUCGUAUGGACCUGGCUGCGCAUCGGAGUGUCAUUGUGUGCAGCAGAACACGCUUGAAUGCCAUCGACGUCAUGGAACGUGUGUGUGCAAGCCUGGCUUUCAGGGCAAGACCUGCAGCCUGGAGUGUGAUAGUGGAUAUUAUGGUCCAGGAUGUAAAUCAAAAUGCCAGUGUCCAGCAGGAGUGUCUUGUCAUCACAUGACUGGACAAUGUCAGCGUCAGUGCCCAGCCGGUCUGUAUGGGGAUCACUGUGACCGAGAGUGCCCUGUGGGACAGUUUGGAGUUGGAUGUUCACAGUCUUGUGACUGUAAUGGAGCUCCAUGCGACUCAGUGAAUGGAAAGUGCCACUGUCCCGCUGGGCACAUAGUAGAACACUGUGAAAAAGAGUGUGAAGAGGGCCGUUGGGGGCUGGGGUGUGCAGAACUAUGCCCUUCUUGUGAAAAUGGUGGAUUGUGUGAUCGGCAAAACGGCACCUGUAUUUGUCCACCGGGUUACAUGGGAAAUCUCUGUCAGAAUGUCUGCCCAUUUGGGCACUUUGGCCUCAGCUGCCAGUUGCGCUGCACCUGUGAAAACAGCGGGCAUUGCCACCACGUGACAGGUCUCUGUGCUUGCAAAGACGGCUGGAUGGGACCCAACUGCGCAAAAGCUUGUGAGGCGGGACGCUGGGGACCGAACUGUGCCAACCAGUGUGACUGUGGGAGCAGCGUGGGCAGCUGUGACCCUAUGACUGGCCAGUGCCAUUGUGAAGCAGGCUACACGGAACCACGCUGCGAUCAAAAGUGUCCAGAGGGUUUCUUCGGCCAGGGCUGCCGUCACAGAUGCCAGUGUGAGAAUAAAGCAGCGUGCGAGCAUGUGAGCGGUGCCUGUACUUGUUUAUCAGGCUGGACUGGAACAUACUGUGAAAAAUCCUGUCCGGAGGGUUUUCAUGGUUUUGAAUGCCAGCAGAAGUGCCAGUGCUUAAAUGGUGGUCGUUGUCACCCCGUGACUGGAGACUGCCAGUGUCCAUCUGGUUGGGUCGGGCCCUUUUGCAACACCACAUGUGAAGCUGGCGUCUAUGGCCCUGGCUGCAGUCAAACCUGUAACUGUCACAAUAAUGCCACCUGUGACCCUGCUGAUGGAAAAUGUGAGUGUGGAGCAGGAUGGACAGGGAGCAGCUGUGAACAAGAGUGCCCAGCUGGCUUCUAUGGUGUGGGCUGCCACCAGCACUGCUUGUGCCAGAAUGGAGGGUCAUGUGACCGAAUCAGUGGGCACUGCACAUGUCUAAGUGGAUGGACUGGAGUGGCCUGUGAACAGGAAUGUGCUCUGGGAGACUUCGGCAUGGACUGUCAACACAAGUGUGAGUGUGAGAAUGGUGGAGUGUGUGACCGACAGAAUGGCAGGUGCUCCUGUCCAGCAGGCUGGAUGGGCUCACGCUGUGAGAUGGCAUGUACUCAAGGUUUAUAUGGUCCAGGCUGUAAGCAGCAGUGCAGGUGUGAUCAUAACGCCCCAUGUCACCACAUCACUGGCACCUGUAUGUGUCCUGCAGGCUGGAGAGGGUUGCACUGCGAGAAAAUUUGUUUACCUGGCUCAUAUGGAAAGCGAUGUGCUCAGCGAUGCCACUGUCCUCGCGGCACUUCCUGUAACCAUGUUACCGGGGAGUGUGGCUGCCCACCUGGAUUUACUGGUAACGGCUGUGAGCGAAUGUGUCAGUCAGGUACGUUUGGACUGAACUGUAAUCAGAUGUGCCAGUGCUCUGAGGUUAAUCAGCUCUGUCAUCCUGUCACUGGUGUCUGCUACUGUGCUCCAGGAUAUCACGGCAGCAAGUGUGAUACAGAGUGUGCGGUAGGCCGUUAUGGUCCCAACUGCGAGCAGGAGUGCCAGUGUCUGAAUAAAGGAGUAUGCAAGACCAGCACUGGCACCUGUACCUGUCCACCGGGAUUCAUUGGACCAAACUGCAAUAUCUCCUGUCCAUCAGGGCGUUACGGGCAAGACUGUGCACGAGUGGCUUUGUGUGGUGAAGGGGCCCGGAGUGAUCCGGUCACUGGCAGAUGUGUGUGCAAAGCAGGCCAGCGAGGGGAAGACUGUGGGAAAGGUUGUCCUAAGGGCUGGUUUGGUGAGGACUGUGCUCAGCGCUGUGACUGCAGUAAUGGAGGACUGUGUGACGCAGUUACAGGAAACUGCACCUGUGGGCUGGGCUGGACAGGAAACAGCUGUGAUAGAGAGUGUCCCAGAGGCCAAUAUGGGGCUAAUUGCAGGGAAAUAUGUGAUUGUAAAAAUAAUGGCACCUGUGACAGAGUGACAGGCGAGUGUCACUGUCCUCCUGGGUACUACGGACAUCUCUGUGAACAUGCAUGCCCUGUUGGUUUCCAUGGACAUCGCUGCCAGCUUUUGUGUGACUGUCGUGCCAAUGCACCUUGUGACUCUGCAACUGGCCGCUGUCUCUGUCCUCCAGGUUAUCAAGGACUCCGCUGUGAUAGAGAAUGUGAUCCAGGCAAAUUUGGGCCUAAUUGUGAUCACAAAUGUGACUGUGACGGAGACACACCAUGUGACCCUGUCAGUGGCAGGUGUCUGUGUGCACCUGGGAAAAUGGGAUCUCGCUGUGAUAUAGACUGUGGAGUGAAUCGAUUUGGACCCGACUGCUCAGAGAGAUGUGAGUGUCACAACGGAGGUCAAUGCAAUCCACGCAAUGGACGCUGCACAUGUCUCAACAGCUGGGUCGGACCGAGCUGUCAAGAGGGGAUCAUAUCUAGCCAGAAUACUAGCAGAAGCAAAAGGAAGUUCUCAUCAGUAUAGCAAUCUCACAGUUUCUUACCCAGUUCAGUAACAGACACCGAAAGUUUCACUGACAGUAAACUGACCUGGCUUGAAUUUGUGAGUGGACUCUUGGCUAAAAUUGAAGCCUUGUAGCAUUUGUUUUUUUAUAGAUCUUUGAACACAAAGGUCCACCAAACUGUCAGAUGACUCUGACAAGGACAAACUCUUGUGGCAGUUAAGGUGGAGACUUCCAUUAGUUAGUCAAUAAAUGAUAUACUUUCUCGUGGAAAAGUGGACAACGUGGAGAAGACUAUUCAUAUUGAAGCUCCUCCUGGAUGAUGACAAAUUCAAAGCGUUUUUUCAGCAUCAUUUCCGCUCAGGGAGAUUGAACUGAAUACAGUUUAACUCUAAUCAAGAAAAGCACCAAAUCAAGGCCUUCACUUCACCUGAAAUUUAAGUGAAUCCCAGUGUCACUGUCACAGAGACUUUGAGAAUCUUACAACAUUCAUGAUGAACCUUGUCAUAAUUUCUUUAACAUUAAGGUAGAAUUUUGCACAAAAUUGAGCGAAUCUGUUGCUACGGUGUAUAAUAUUUGGGCGUUGACGUAUGUUGUCCGUAUUUCAAAAUAUUUCAAGUAAUACAAAAAAUAUGAAACUGGAGUCAUUUUUUUACCUGUGUACUGUAUGAAUGUAAGUUUUAUGUGUGAAUUCUUGUGUACAAUUUUAUUUUGAAGAAAACUGUACUGUAAGCCUUAUAAUCACUGAUUCCUGUUAUACUGAACCACUUUUAUGGUUUUUGCUACAGAUUUAUUUUUGUACAGUACCUUCUCUGGUUGAUGGUUGAUGCUUUUCCUUUAUUUUGCAAUGGUUGAUUUUCUGGAAACGUACAUGUUUUAUUCAUAAUUAAACGUCUCUAAGGGGUAUAGAAAUAGGCGUUUAAUUUUUUAAGAAUGUUUUUGAAAACUGCAGUUAAGAAUUAUUUAGAAGUCUUUAUGCUUCUGUUUUAUUAAUAAUAAUAAUAAAUUCUUGGCACCCUGCAAUGAUC